CUGGCCGCCAGAACCAACUGAGCGCCCCGCCCGCCGGUGGCGGACUCGGUCUCUGCCGCCUGUGACUCAGCCAGCGUCAGGCUUGGGACUUUAGGGACUUCUGGAAAGCAGGAACACACCUUCCAUCUCUACCUGAUUCAAGUUUCUCUGCUAAACGUGGGGCUUUUGGAAACCCUGAGACUGUGACACCAGCCUGGGAGAAGAGAGGGUCAAGAUGGCUUUGUGGCAUGGAGCCAUGAAUAAUAGAGGUUUUCGUCAGGGAAGUUUUUGUAGCUUCCAGAGCAGCACCAGUGAUGAAGACUUGAUGGACAUACCAGGGACAGCUAUGGACUUCUCCAUGAGAGAUGAUGUUCCUCCCUUAGACCGAGAACUAGAAGAGGACAGAUCAUACAAUGGUGCAGGAAUAGGUUCGGGAAAUAGGAUGAUGGACUUCUUAGAAGAGCCAAUCCCAGGUGUGGGAACAUAUGAUGAUUUCAAUACAAUCGACUGGGUGAGAGAAAAGUCCCGUGACCGGGAUAGGCAUCGAGAGAUUACCAAUAAAAGCAAAGAGUCAACCUGGGCCUUAAUUCACAGUGUGAGUGAUGCCUUUUCUGGCUGGUUAUUGAUGCUACUUAUUGGGCUUCUUUCAGGUUCCUUAGCUGGUGUGAUAGAUAUCUCUGCUCAUUGGAUGACAGACCUCAAAGAAGGAAUCUGCACCGGGGGCUUCUGGUUUAACCAUGAACAUUGUUGCUGGAACUCUGACCAUGUCACCUUUGAAGACAGAGACAAAUGCCCAGAGUGGAAUAGCUGGUCCCAGCUUAUCAUCAGCACAAAUGAGGGGGCCUUUGCCUACAUAGUCAACUAUUUCAUGUACGUCCUCUGGGCUCUCCUGUUUGCCUUCCUUGCUGUAUCUCUUGUGAAAGUUUUUGCACCUUAUGCCUGCGGCUCUGGAAUCCCUGAGAUAAAAACUAUCUUGAGUGGUUUCAUUAUUAGGGGUUAUUUGGGUAAGUGGACCCUAAUUAUCAAAACCAUUACCUUGGUGCUGGCAGUAUCAUCUGGCCUGAGUCUGGGCAAAGAGGGCCCCUUGGUACAUGUGGCUUGCUGCUGUGGGAAUAUCCUGUGCCACUGCUUCAACAAAUAUAGGAAGAAUGAAGCCAAGCGCCGAGAGGUCUUGUCGGCUGCAGCAGCAGCUGGUGUAUCUGUAGCUUUUGGGGCACCUAUUGGCGGAGUGUUGUUCAGCCUAGAAGAGGUCAGCUACUAUUUUCCCCUCAAAACACUGUGGCGUUCCUUCUUUGCUGCGUUGGUGGCAGCCUUUACUCUACGCUCCAUCAAUCCAUUUGGGAACAGUCGUCUAGUUUUAUUUUAUGUGGAGUUUCACACGCCCUGGCAUCUCUUUGAACUAGUGCCAUUCAUUUUGCUGGGCAUAUUUGGCGGUCUGUGGGGAGCUUUGUUUAUUCGCACAAACAUUGCCUGGUGUCGGAAGCGUAAGACCACACAGUUGGGCAAGUAUCCUGUCGUAGAAGUACUCAUCAUGACAGCCAUCACUGCCAUCCUCGCUUUCCCCAAUGAAUAUACCCGUAUGAGCACAAGUGAGCUCAUCUCGGAGCUGUUUAAUGAUUGUGGCCUUCUGGACUCCUCUAAGCUCUGUGAUUAUGAAAACCAUUUCAACACAAGCAAGGGUAGUGAACUGCCUGACCGACCUGCUGGCCUGGGAGUCUAUAGUGCAAUGUGGCAGCUGGUCUUUGUGGUUAUAGGUGGAGUGACUCGGAUGACCGUUUCUCUUGUUGUCAUAAUGUUUGAAUUAACUGGUGGCUUGGAAUACAUUGUGCCUCUAAUGGCUGCAGCCAUGACAAGCAAGUGGGUGGCAGAUGCUCUUGGACGGGAGGGCAUCUAUGAUGCCCACAUCCGCCUCAAUGGAUACCCCUUUCUUGAAGCCAAAGAAGAGUUUGCUCAUAAGACACUGGCAAUGGAUGUGAUGAAACCCCGGAGAAAUGAUCCCUUGUUGACUGUCCUUACUCAGGACAGUAUGACUGUAGAGGAUGUAGAGACCAUAAUCAGUGAAACCACUUACAGUGGCUUUCCAGUGGUAGUGUCUCGAGAGUCCCAAAGACUUGUGGGUUUUGUCCUCCGAAGAGAUCUCAUUAUUUCAAUUGAAAAUGCUCGAAAAAGACAGGACGGGAUUGUGAGCACUUCCAUCAUUUAUUUCACUGAGCAUUCUCCUCCAAUGCCACCAUACACUCCACCUACCCUGAAGCUUCGGAACAUCCUGGAUCUCAGCCCCUUCACUGUGACAGAUCUUACACCCAUGGAGAUUGUAGUAGACAUCUUCCGCAAACUUGGACUGCGUCAGUGCCUGGUUACACACAAUGGGAGAUUGCUUGGAAUCAUUACCAAAAAGGAUGUGUUGAAGCAUAUAGCACAGAUGGCAAACCAAGAUCCUGAUUCCAUUCUCUUCAAUUAGAAUUUGCAGUGCGGUCCUGGGUAUAAAAUAAGAAGAAUCUUGCAGACCAUGGAUAUAUUUUAGUACUCAGAUACCCAAAACACAUUUCCCAUAUUUGGAUGGUGAAGUAAUACUAGUGUGUUGUCUCUUACAAGUUAACUAGUUGCACUUCAUUAUCUCUGCAAAUUAAUCUCCUCUUUUAGAGAAAAUGCAGUUAAGCUUCUGUGAGAUUGCAUUUGGGAGAUUUCAUGAAAGAGUAAAAGAAAAUUGCCAUGGUUUCAAUGUC
This is a messenger RNA of Echinops telfairi (small Madagascar hedgehog), 2705 nucleotides long. RefSeq names its product chloride voltage-gated channel 5 (gene CLCN5). The record is from RefSeq and is a predicted model, not a curated record. Lineage: Eukaryota; Metazoa; Chordata; Mammalia; Afrosoricida; Tenrecidae. Gene Ontology annotation, molecular function: voltage-gated chloride channel activity. Gene Ontology annotation, cellular component: early endosome; membrane; Golgi apparatus. Gene Ontology annotation, biological process: chloride transport; transmembrane transport. The transcript has 14 exons. Bases 215 to 2440 code for a protein of 741 amino acids.